Trichoderma asperellum CBS 433.97 is the source of this 1449-nucleotide messenger RNA. RefSeq lists its product as uncharacterized. NCBI's taxonomy places the organism in Eukaryota, Fungi, Ascomycota, Sordariomycetes, Hypocreales, Hypocreaceae. The record is from RefSeq and is a predicted model, not a curated record. Gene Ontology annotation, molecular function: chromate transmembrane transporter activity. Gene Ontology annotation, biological process: chromate transport.
AUGUCUCUUAGUUAUUGGGAGGGUAAGGUCACAAAGGGCCUCGUUCAAGCAUGGCCUGUGAUCUUGAAUAAUUGGCAUCUCGGCAUGACUGCAUUUGGUGGCCCACCAGUCCAUUUCAAGAUUUUGCAUGACAAGUUUGUGUUGAAGCUUAACUGGAUCGAUGAGCAAAUGUAUCAAGAGCUGUUCAGCAUCUCACAAGCUCUAUCAGGCCCAGCAAGCACGAAGAUGCUUUACUGUAUCAACCUGAUUCAUAACGGUGUAUUUGGAGCUGUGCUUGCGUUCUUUAUUUGGAGUUUGCCUGGUGCGCUGGGGAUGUUUGGUCUCUCCAUCGGUGUCUCCAACAUUGAGAAUGCGUUGCCUCGCGCGGUUUACGCUCUUCUUUCUGGUCUGAAUGCCGCAACUGUUGGAAUCAUCGCGUUAGCCGCGGUUGAACUAUCAAACAAAACAAUUACAGACAAGCUGACAAGAAUCACCGUCUUUCUCGCUGCUGCCGCUGGAUUGCUAUAUAAUGCGCUCUGGUACUUUCCAGCCCUCAUGUUUGCUGCCGGAUUCGCUGCUGUUGUACAUGACUUCCGCUGGCUUCAUCGUCUCGGCCGAUUUAUUACCAAUAUUCUCAUACCCCCGAGCCCCUCAUCGACGGGAGUGGAAAAUAAUGCAAUCGAAAGAGAUAACCGCAGGGGAAGCUCCAAUAACUCCAUCAUAACACCCGAGGAACACGAUAUCACUUCUGGAAAUAAUCCUGAGACACGCACCAUACCACAAGAGUAUCGGUUAAACUUCUCAUGGAAAGCUGGAGCUGCUGUCAUCACAACUUUCCUUCUCGCCUUCACCGUUGUAAUGGUGCUCCGUGGAGUCUUGCACAGCCCCCCUCUGCUGUAUAAACUCUUUGCUAAUCUUUGUCUCGCGGGAACCAUCAUUUUUGGCGGUGGUCCGGUGGUGAUCCCACUAUUGCGGGAGUACGUCGUGGCCGAGGGAUGGGUCAGCCCACGCGACUUUCUUAUUGGGUUCGCCAUAAUACAAGCAUUUCCAGGACCCAACUUCAACUUCGCCGUAUUCCUAGGAGGCCUCGCCGCCAUCAACAGCGGACAACCCCCCAUUUUAGGAGCAAUCAUUGCAUAUUUAGGCAUCUUUUUGCCCGGCAUGGUCUUGGUUCAUGGUACCAUGGGCGUUUGGAAGGUCUUGAGAAGCAAGCCAUGGGUAAAAUCUGGGUUCAGAGGUGUCAAUGCGGGCGCAGUCGGCUUGAUUUAUACAGCUGUGUACCGAAUAUGGCAGGUUGGAUAUAUAGAUGAGGGUUUCCAGUCUGGGAAAAGCCUGGGCGAUGAUCCAUGGUGGGUGGUUGUCGCAGCGUCGGCAUAUGUUGGAGGUAGAUACUUUGGUCUCUCAGCACCGCUAGCUAUACCUCUUGGUGCUGUGUUGGGAUUGGUAAGAUAUGGGAUUGUAAUGAGCUAG